CCAAUAGAGCAGCCUUACCUGUUGAUCGCUUCUGUGGGUUAAAGAUGGUUCCGGUCUGACCCGGGUUAAAUGAUCUGACCUGGUCUGAAAUGUUCUGUUCUGUUUUAAAAUGUUCUGUUCUGGUCUAAAUGUUCUGUUCUGGUCUAAAUGUUCUGAUCUGGUCUAAAUGUUCUGUUCUGGUCUAAAUGUUCUGAUCUGGUCUAAAUGUUCUGUUCUGGUCUAAAUGUUCUGAUCUGGUCUAAAUGUUCUAAUCAGUUCUAAAUGUUCUAACCCGGGUUAAAUGUUUUGAUCAGGUCUAAAUGUUCUGUUCUGUUCUGGUCUAAAUGUUCCGAUCUGGUCUAAAUGUUCUAAUCAGUUCUAAAUGUUCUAACCCGGGUUAAAUGUUUUGAUCAGGUCUAAAUGUUCUGUUCUGGUCUAAAUGUUCUGAUCUGGUCUAAAUGUUCCGAUCUGGUCUAAAUGUUCUGUUCUGGUCUAAAUGUUCUAACCCGGGUUAAAUGUUUUGAUCAGGUCUAAAUGUUCUGUUCUGAUCUGGUUUAAAUGUUCUGAUCAGGUCUAAAUGUUCUGAUCAGGUCUAAAUGUUCCGAUCUGGUCUAAAUGUUCUGUUCUGGUCUAAAUGUUCUAAUCAGUUCUAAAUGUUCUAACCCGGGUUAAAUGUUCUGAUCUGGUUUAAAUGUUCUGAUCAGGUUUAAAUGUUUUGAUCAGGUCUAAAUGUUCUGAUCUGGUUUAAAUGUUCUGAUCAGGUCUAAAUGUUCUGAUCUGGUCUAAAUGUUCUGAUGAGGUCUAAAUGUUCUGUUCUGGUCUAAAUGUUCUGAUCUGGUCUAAAUGUUCUGUCAGAUCUGAUCCUGUGACUUGGUAACUUCCUAAAACUUUGAGGAACUCAAACAUGUUGAAUCAAUUUCAGCAGCCAGAAGCUGAAAACAGUUUAAAUGUGAAAGAAAACACUAGAUGACCUCAGUGAUAGUGAGAUAACUAAUUAACUACCUAUCUGACUGACUAGCUAACUACCUAACUGACUAUCUGACUAACUGAUAACUACGUAUUCAACUCACUAACUGAUUGACUAACUAGCUAACUACCUGACUAGCUAACUAACUGGCCUUCUAACCACCUAGCUAAAUAAUUAUCUGACUAACUAGCUAAGUAACUAUCUGACUAGUUCGCUAACUAGCUUACUAACCACCUAGCUAACAAAUUAACUAACUAUCAGACUAACUAGCUAACUAACUAUCUGACUAGCUAGCUAACUAGCUACUAACUACCUAGCUAAAUAACUAACUAUCUGACUAAGUAGCUAACUAAUGAGUUAAUUAACUAACUAACUGACUGACUAACAAGCUAACUAACCAACUACCUAACUAAUAAAUUAACUGACUAGCUAACUAACUAACAGACUAACUAGCUAGCUAACUAACUACCUGACUAGCUAUCUAACUAGCUAUCUGGUUUAGAGACUCUGAAUUUUCAGUCUUGGACUCUGCAGAAUCCAGUUUCUACUGGUUUUAUGAACCAGUUUAACCUGCAGACCCAGAAGUCAGAACAUGAAACCAGAACCUUUCUGCUUCUGUUUUAAAGUUCUUCUGUUCUUGUCUGGUUCUGGAGGUUCUAACCGGUGAUCUGGUUCAGGUGAAGGAGGUUCUGAUGUUUACAGGGAUCAGACUACUUCCUGUUAAAUCCAAAUACCAAACCAAUGACCCGUUCUUCUGUUCAUCCACAGAUGCCAGUGUUCCCAAUGCUCCUAGUGUUCCCAGUGUUCUCCCAUUGUUCCCCCAGUGUUCCCAGUGUACUCUAGUGUUCUCCCAGUGCACCCUAGUGUUCUCCCAGUGUUCCCCCAGUGCUCCCAGUGCUCCCAAUCCCCCCACCAUGAGCGUCCAGCCCCGGCGGAUCCGUCUGAAGCCCUGGCUCGUGGCCCAGGUGAACAGCGGCAGGUAUCCUGGUCUCCAGUGGCUCAGACCGGACCACCGACUCUUCCAGAUUCCCUGGAAACACGCGACCCGUCACACGCCGGUGUCUGACGAGGAAAACACCAUCUUCAAGGCGUGGGCUCUGGAAACGGGUAAAUAUCAGGAAGGCGUGGACGAACCCGACCCGGCGAAGUGGAAAGCAAACCUUCGCUGUGCUCUGAACAAAAGCAGAGAGUUCCAGCUGAAAUACGACGGAACCAAAGAGACGCCGGUCCAACCGUACAAGAUCUACGAGGUGUGCGAGCAGCCGGGGAACGCAGACGGUGUUGACGAUGAUGACGAGGAGAUGCCCAGUCUCAACGACCUCACCAUCAACCCCAGAAUCAGUGACCCCUCCUCUUUCGCCUCCUUCACGGAUCGGUUCGGUUUAUCCACCAAUGGGACGUUCGGACGGCCACAUGUCAUCCCGGUGCCGCUGCUCCAGGACAGAGUUCUGCCCAUGGCCUCAGACGUUCCCAUGGCCUCAGACGUUCCCAUGACCUCAGACGUUCCCAUGACCUCUGACCUCCAGCCUCAGGGUCAGAUGGUGGAUCAGGGCAGCUUUGCUCAUCCUGGAGGUCUCCGUGACGGACUCCCUGACCUGAACUCUCUGCCCGGUGUCGGGGCCUCUGCUCACCCGGGGCUUGACCCGCUGGAGGCCAGGAACAUGGGGGCCAUCCAGAACCAGGGGGACCCUCAGAACCACCAACCCUGCAAGUACGACCUGCUGAGCAGCGUCCCACUAACAGAUCUGGACCUGAAGUUCCAGUACCGAGGCCGAGCUAUGGGUUCUCUGACGGUCAGUAACCCUCAGGGCUGCCGGCUGUACUACGGACACCUGGAACCAACCCCGGACCAGGUGGAUCUGUUCGGACCCGUCACCCUGCAGCAGGUGCUGUUCCCGGGAACGUCUGAGAUUCAGAACCAGAAGCAGCGGUUCUACACGGAGGCUCUUCUGGACGUGAUGGACCGCGGUCUGAUCCUGGAGAUCUGGGAGCAGGACAUCUACGCCAUCCGGCUCUGCCAGUGUAAGGUGUUCUGGUCCGGACCGGGUAUGCCAGAGCAGGGACCUCCCAACCCCAUGGAGAGGGAGAAGAAGAUCAAAGUGUUCAGCCUCAACAACUUCCUGCAAGGUUGCUGUUGUCCAGGUUGGUUUGGUUUGCUCACCUCAGCCUCCAGGUGUGAUCUAACAGACGUUCUUCUGUCCACAGAACUCAUCCUGUACCAGAAAGGCGAAGCUCCAAACCCUCCGCCCUUUGAGAUCUACUUCUGUUUCGGGGAGGACUGGCCUGACAAGAAACCCAAAGAGAAGAAACUCAUCAUCGUCCAGGUGGUUCCUGUGGUGGCUCGGAUCCUGACGGAGAUGUUCUCUGGAGAACUGAGCUGGUCCACGGACAGCAUCCGGCUGCAGAUCUCCAACCCGGAUGUGAAGGACCAGACGGUGGAGCAGUUCAAGGAGCUGCAGAGGCUCCUGCAGAGUCAACAGAUCCAGGGGCCCUGGACCCCCGCCAGGCCCUGAACACAUCCAGGACCUCCUCCGGACAGCAGGACUGGUCCUUUGAUGAACUCUUGUUGUUCUGAUCGUUUCCUGUCAGGGUUUUUAUAGAUUAUUGAUCAUCUGUCAGAACUUUGGAGGACAGUCUGUAGAUUCUCAGUCGUCCUCCUCAAGUGAAACGUCAUCAAGGACCAGGACCAGGACGAGGAGUGGAGUUGGUUUUGGGUGAAGCUCUCAGGAUCAGUGAGGACAGACUCUUGACCAGCUGAGUGUAAAUCAUUUCAUUAGACAAACCUUUAAGCCCAGAGUGUUCAGGAUUUCAAUAAACGCUGCAGUAUUCUUUCUAGAA
Acanthochromis polyacanthus (spiny chromis) is the source of this 3784-nucleotide messenger RNA. RefSeq names its product interferon regulatory factor 5 (gene irf5). Gene Ontology annotation, molecular function: DNA-binding transcription factor activity, RNA polymerase II-specific; RNA polymerase II cis-regulatory region sequence-specific DNA binding; protein binding. Gene Ontology annotation, biological process: immune system process; regulation of transcription by RNA polymerase II. Gene Ontology annotation, cellular component: nucleus. The transcript is spliced from 7 exons. The coding region runs from base 1639 to 3459 and encodes 606 amino acids. The record is from RefSeq and is a predicted model, not a curated record. NCBI's taxonomy places the organism in Eukaryota, Metazoa, Chordata, Actinopteri, Pomacentridae.